AAGUCAUUUGACAGAACAAUGCUUGGUAUGGUGUCGAAUUACGAGCGCGUAGUAAACAAACAGAAAAACGUAUUUUAUUAAACUUAAAAUAAAUGAAUAAAAUAUGAAAACGUGGCAAAAUUAGUUUGACCGUAUAAACAGCCGAGUUUAUAAACAGCUGUUUUAUGAAAAAUAUUGUUUAGAAAAUCUAAACCCAAUAUUAUCCCAUUGUGUUUAUAUUUCAAUAUUUUUUCUAGAAAUAUUCCAUGAUGAUAAUUGGUUUAUCCACGUUAGAUUAAUGCUUAUUAUAAGAUAUAGAAUAAAAAUGGGAAGGCACAGCGAAUGGAGAAAAGUAGCCAAAAGAGAAAGAAGAAGGCGAGUUCGUACACUUCAAGCCAAGGAAAGAGAUAAAUUGCUGUACACAGAAAACUACAUGCAGGAGCAAAAUUUGUUAGAAGACUUACUUAUAGAACAAAUUAAUAAACAAAAUGAAGAAGAAAAUAGAAAGUGGGUAGAGGCUGAAUUGGUUGCAACAACACAAUGGCUUAAGCUUCAACAAUAUAAAGCUAGACUUCAACAAGAGAAACUUGAAAAACAAGCAAAAAUAAAACUGGAAUGGGAAUUAGAACAGAAGAAAAGAAAAUUAGAGGAAGAGAGGUUAAAAGCCGCUCAAGAGGAACUAAUCAGGAAACAAGAGAUGUUCAUGGAAAACUUGGACAUGUUUUUGUCUGGAGAUGCUGUUGAUCCUCCACCUGAGUUGAAAGUUAUUCAUGAAACCAAACCAGAUGCUGAACUUUGUCCAUUUUUUGCCAAAACAGCAUGCUGUAGAUUUGGUGAUGAAUGCUCGAGAAAUCAUAAAUACCCAGGCAUCAGCAAAGUUUUGUUAGCUACCAACUUUUAUACACAUUUUGGCCUGAACAGUGCAAAUCUUGAUGAGUAUGAUACUGACAUCAUGCUAGAAUAUGAGGAAAGUGAAACAUACAAAGAGUUCAAAGAAUUUUUUUAUGAUGUUUUGUCAGAAUUUGAAAAAUUUGGUAAAGUUGUUCAGUUUAAGGUGUGCUAUAAUCACGAAAAACAUCUACGAGGUAACACAUAUAUAGAGUUUGCCGAGUUAAGAUGUGCUGUUACUGCCUAUCGAGCCCUUCACACUCGUUGGUAUGGCGGCAGACAAUUAUCCUUGGAGUUUUGUCGCCUUAUGUCAUGGAAAAAUGCUGUUUGUGGGUCGUUUCUGCGAAACCGUUGUCCGAAAGGCCGGGCGUGUAACUUUCUUCACGUCUUUAAAAAUCCUAAGAACUUAUUUGACGGAUAUGAUGAAGAUUUUGAAGAUAGCUUCAAUGGAAGGACCCCCCGAUCGGCUCGUUCAUGGAGAUGGUCGGAAUCGCCAGAAAGGGAAGAUGAUAAAAGAUCAAGACGAUCGGACCGUAGUGAUCGUCGUAGAAGCAGAAGAUAUGAUGAAGAUUCGCAUCGAAGCCAUCGUCGCUCAUCGCCCCGGCGAAGCAGUCGCCGAUAAUACUACUCAGAAAUAUGAAACUUACAUAUUCAACAAUAAAUUGUUACAAAAAAUA
Messenger RNA from Trichoplusia ni (cabbage looper), 1544 nucleotides. RefSeq names its product U2 small nuclear ribonucleoprotein auxiliary factor 35 kDa subunit-related protein 2. Gene Ontology annotation, cellular component: U2AF complex; spliceosomal complex. The transcript has 8 exons. Gene Ontology annotation, biological process: mRNA splicing, via spliceosome. Gene Ontology annotation, molecular function: pre-mRNA 3'-splice site binding; metal ion binding. Bases 278 to 1489 code for a protein of 403 amino acids. NCBI's taxonomy places the organism in Eukaryota, Metazoa, Arthropoda, Insecta, Lepidoptera, Noctuidae. The record is from RefSeq and is a predicted model, not a curated record.